Messenger RNA from Pseudo-nitzschia multistriata, 3583 nucleotides. NCBI's taxonomy places the organism in Eukaryota, Bacillariophyta, Bacillariophyceae, Bacillariales, Bacillariaceae. The record is from the annotation of a GenBank genome assembly.
CUUCCGUUUCUUCAGAGGGUCUUUUCUGUUGGUUUGUUCGUUGUUCCCUUACCRUAACUACCACAACUUUUACACCGACGCAUCGAUUUGAUUCAUUAUUUCUGCCCCAAAGUGCCAAGUGACACACACAUACAUCAAUCCUUCGCACACACGCAACAAGAGGAUUCAACAGCCAUUAUUAAUAGCAGCGAAGACUUUUUGUUGUAGGCAAGUGUCAAUCUAAUCUCUCUGCAAUAAACAGUGAACUGGGAUCUAUACAGCACWAGUGUGUCUCAACAAUCGAGACCAACGGAUGCGAUCGGUGUUGGUGCUGCCCUUUCUCUGCUUGAUUUCUUUCCCCUCCAAUUCUAAUCCUCCUCCGCCUCUUCUCGUCCUUUSAAAUAAAUUGUGUCGCACCGCACCGCAUCGCAACACAGAACGAAGUAGUGAAACCAACAAACGAAACAAAAGCGCUUUCUUACAUCACAACUCACACGGGUCUCCACCUACCGGUUUAAAUUUCUWAAGUCUACCUAGACGGCACCGACGACGACACAGAGAUGACGGACACUCCCGAUCCUUCCUCGUCUUCGGAUGCGAACGCGAAAAGCUCGGGUCCACCCCUCUCGCAAUCGCUCUACUUCAUCGAACACCUCUUCCCGAGCAAGCUCUGGAGGAUCCUGGAUGACGCCGACCGAUGUGGCUAUAGCGACAUCAUUAGCUGGGUGGACGAUGGACUGGCCUUUCAAAUCCGUGAGUUUUUUUUGGUUCUGAAUUCUGUUGAUGGAUUUUGCAUUGCAUCAAAUUGUUGGAUCAACAGCUCUUGUACCAAUCACUUCCUUCAUGCAACCAAGUGCAAGGACUAGCUGUCAUUAUUUUUCCUUCKCUAACUUCACAGCUUUCGUUCUUUGGUCCCUACACGGUGUGUAAAAUGAUGACAUGCCCCACAUGCCCACAGAUGAUCGAGAGAGCGUCAUCCCUAUCCUCGAAAARUACUUCAACAUGUCCAAGUACAAGAGUUUUCUUAGGCAGCUCCAGGCCUAUGGAUUCCAACGCUCCAUGCCGAAUCCAAAGGAUGACCCCAACCGRGAUUCCAAGCCCAAGAGGGACUGUUAUCGGGGGAAGUGGAGGCACAAGCUSUUUCGCCGAGACAAGAUGAACUUGUGCAACAAAAUGACCCGGGAUGGAAAGUCCAAGCAACAGGAAAGCGGAAAGGAUCGCAGCGGAAGCAGCAGCAAUAGCAGCAUCAGCAGCGACGGCAGUAGUGGAAGUGGUUCCUCCAAGCGUUUCCCACGCCCCUCGAAAAUUUCGUCGUCCACCGCCACCGACGACCGAAUCAAGGCGGCAGAGGCAGUAAUCAAGCAAGACCAGCAGAUACAAAACCAARGUCUGCUGCUCAAGAACCACCUGAUACACCACCAGCAUCAACCGUUGGGGGGUCCAUCCCCCGCGGCCUUCCACGAUGCCCGUUUCUCACAGCAACAAACAUACCUCCUCCCUCAAGGACGCGAGCCUUCUCCUUAUUCGGCUCACGCCCUUGGUGGAUUCUCUCAGGAAUCAUCGGUGCUGGCGCAGGUCAAGCAGCAGCAGAUACAGCAGCAGCAGGACGAGGAGCGCCAUCGGCAGCUCACACUCCAACUCAACCAAUUAAAGGAGSAACAGCUGCUGUCCUCCAUUUUGGCGGCGCGGACCGCGUCGRGGGCCAACCKCAACGCAUCCCCCGUGGYAGGCGGAGCGGCCGCUUCCRCCUCUUCCGAAAUCGCCCACACGGCCGCGGUAUCUGCCGCGUUGAACCCUCCCCCMUCAAUGCUCGGAGGGGUCAACUACAACGAAGCGAAGCGGAAAGCGCCCUCUUCGGAAUCCCCUGCGUCGUCGYUGCCUCCCUCGUCUSUCUCAAAAAUUCCYCUGGUCCACGACCCCGUAUCCGAAGCCGCCAGWGAACUCCGCCGGGCGGAGCUAGCCCUCCUCRAGCGACGGAAACGCUUCGUCGAGGCCCAGGAGCAAGCCAAGAAAGAUGCUCAGGCCAGGCUUCGGGAGGRUGAAGUCGAGGCGGCGACGAAGAGACUUAUCGAACAGUCGACGGCCACCACUGUCGCGGGUCUGUUGAAUAAUCAACACCACCGCCACCUAGUGGGAGCACCAACAACUGCGCACGGACAGUUUUCGACCACCGGGGCAUCUGGACAGGGCGAAAAACAGGCAAUAAACCUUCCAUCCCUGCUUCAGGAUCUCGACAAUGCAUUUCGAUCCUCCGGAGCCAUGCCAACCAACACUGCUAUCAAUUCUGGCAAUCGUACCAUUGCCAACAGCAAUGAUAGCUCCAACAACAAUUUCAAGAUCACGCCGGAAGAGCUACGCAGAAUCUCAGAAGAGUCAAUAUCAACGGGGAAAAUUCCAAUCGACCACCACAAUUACUUGGGACGCAAUGCUCCUGCGCCUGCUACGCUGGCGUCCUCCGAUAAGAAAGAAUUGUUGAUGUCUCAGCUGAYCGACAUCGAGCGAUUGUGGCUUAGAGAACAACAGCAAAAGCAAACGUUGACACACACAGAUCAGCAGCAGCAGUUCUUGCUCCGUAUGGCCUUGGAAGAGAGAGAACGACUAGAGCGUGAACGGGCGGUCUUGGGCAACGCUUCCAACGUUAGCAACGAUGCCGUCCGGGACGCAAUCCGCAACGCUGCACUCGGUCUCAUAACAGGUCACGGCAACAAUGACGGCGACAAAAACAACAGUAGUGGCAUCCACGGUCGGCAUUCGCCCCACGAUCUUCGUCAGGGAACAGUGACUGCUCCYGACUCACACCUCCAUGCUGCCGGAGUGGGAUUGGACGGAAGCAAGAACUCACGUAAGUCUGCUGGAACUGGCGCGGCGGCACUUCACACAGCGUCCACCGGGCUCUUGCCAGCAGAGGUAAUGGACGUCUUCGCUCAGACUGCUGCAGCGGCAAUUGCCAAAAAGAACGAGAGCACGAAUCUCGUUCCUUCCGUCUCGCUUCCUGCUUCUGCUCCCUCGACGCUGGUCACCGUCACUGCCCCCACGUCCCCAUCUAACCCCCCCUCUAUUCUUGCGGCAGCCGACAAGGCAAGCAUGGAAAAGUCGGGCAUUCUCUAUGGCGUUAGUGGUGCCAGUAACAUGCCUACGGCCAGCGAUUCAAGCGCGAAAACGAGACAGGGUGCCGCUGUUGCCAUCGUGGCGAAUCCGCAGAAACCAAUUGCCCCAAAACCAAGCUCGUCUGACGAAUUAGAAGCCGCACGGGCCCUGAUGCGCUUCCCCGGAAGCGUGUCCCAGUCCAAGGGCCCCCCCGUCAGGGGACACUGGGAAUUGGUCCGACCGGAAGUCCUGCGCGCCGACGGACCGUUAGCGAAGCAGCUUCCGGAGGCGGUAGUGAAGGCCGUGGGCUUGUCCUACGAGUCGUACAAACAACUGGCUAUGAACAUGUCUCCACCAAGGGUCAUGCAAAUCCCCGAUGCCUGGAACCCAAACAACGAACCGAUGUAUCUAGUGGUAGACCCGGUUAAUGCCUCGGCAGUAACCCAGAUCGUGAACAAAGAAUAACUGCCGCUUCUUUCCAAUCCAUUCCUUUUUUCAAUACAACACARAAAUUAGA